UCAGCAGCUUACAUGUGGCGAGAUCUACGCACGCCCCACUUUUCUCAAUAGCGAUUCCUUCUUUGAAUUCGUCAUCCAAGGACACCCUUCAUCCAAGGAAAAAUUGCCACUUUGUGUCUUCGUUGUCAUUGACCAUUGACAAUUUCCACAUCUGAUGUCACUGGUGGAUUAGUUGUGCUUUUCACUUGGGUUUGGCACUAACUCCAUCUCCCGAAAAUCUGAUCUGAAGAUCUCAUUUCCCUCGUCGUCUUCAAUCCGAAGUGAGCAUGUCGAUCUUGAGCAGAAGCGAUCCCCACAUGGGCAACCCAUUGUUCCACGAAUUCAAGAAGCAAGCUUCCUUCUUUCUGAAGGAGAAGAUCAAGACCGCCAGAUUGGUCCUCACGGAUGUCACGCCCGCACAGCUGUUGACCGAGGACGCGAUCAAUGGAAAUUCAUGGAGUUCACCGGACACAAGAACGCUGGGUAGGAUCUCAAAGGCAGCUUUUGAAGUCGAUGAUUACUGGAGGAUUGUGGAUAUAUUGCACGACAGGUUGUCCGGAUUUGACAAGAAGAACUGGAGGAUCUCCUACAACUCUCUGAUUGUGCUCGAGCACUUAUUGACCCAUGGACCAGAAAGCGUGGCAGAGGAAUUCCAGAGCGAUAAAGACGUCAUCGCGCAGGCCGGGAGCUUCCAAUACAUUGAUGAAAAGGGAUUCAACUGGGGUCUAGCUGUCCGAAAGAAAUCAGAGAGAGUACUCAAGUUCCUAGAGAAAGGGCCUCUUCUCAAGGAGGAGAGGGAGCGAGCUCGGAAACUGACCCGGGGGAUCCAAGGAUUCGGAAGUUUCUGCCAGCGGACUUGCUCGACGCAGAGCACCCCAGAAGAUUUUUCAUUUAAACCCUAUGGAAGAUGCAAUUCUCAGCCUGAAGACCAGGAAAACGAGGCCCCAGAGGGAGAGCUGACAAAGAAUGCUGGAGCUUCAGAGCAAGACACUGACAAUGGGAGAGUAUUUCCUCGUUCUGCCAAAGCAAUGGAGAAUUCGAGUGGCGAUGAUGCUUCGCUCGAGAUUUACUGCUCCGGGACGAGUUUCAAAGAGAACAUGGAGCCGAGCAAGGAAGCGAAUGCGGUGCAGAAACACAAAUGGAGCUGCAUUAAGGAGUCCAGACCACUUCUGGAUGGUAAAGGUGAUGAUUUCUGCAAUGCGGUUGAUGCAGAGGGUGGUGAUCACCCUUUCAAUCACGCCGAGCAUGAGUGCGCAGACUCCCUUAUUCCUGUGGGAAACUGAAUUGGGCAGGGAAAGCUACUGAGAUUUUGAGGUAAUAGGCACCGUAGUUUCGUGCCUGCAAUGUCAACUAAAUGAAGUGGGUGAAGGUCGUGCAUUUCUUGUCAUCUUGGCUCGAUGUCACCGCUAGUGUAAGCUUGUUCUGCUUUUGAUAAUGUAAGAAAACCAGCUGCCGCGACUUCAACAGCAUCCCUGAUGAUAUUUCUUCCAUA
Messenger RNA from Eucalyptus grandis, 1471 nucleotides. Its product is annotated as epsin-3. Gene Ontology annotation, biological process: endocytosis. The transcript is spliced from 4 exons. Gene Ontology annotation, molecular function: phospholipid binding; clathrin binding. Bases 267 to 1262 code for a protein of 331 amino acids. Lineage: Eukaryota; Viridiplantae; Streptophyta; Magnoliopsida; Myrtales; Myrtaceae. The record is from RefSeq and is a predicted model, not a curated record. Gene Ontology annotation, cellular component: endosome; plasma membrane; clathrin vesicle coat.